This is a messenger RNA of Neurospora tetraspora, 1643 nucleotides long. RefSeq lists its product as uncharacterized. The transcript has a single exon. The coding region runs from base 166 to 1380 and encodes 404 amino acids. The record is from RefSeq and is a predicted model, not a curated record. Lineage: Eukaryota; Fungi; Ascomycota; Sordariomycetes; Sordariales; Sordariaceae.
UCUGCCGUUCCUCGUUGCUCCUUCCAUCAGAAUAGUACGACGCCAAGCCAGAGCAGCACACAAGACUCACUAGUCUUCUAAUAUUUACCUGCGCCUGCCCUUCCCCAGGGCUUCAACAUUCACUACUUUGCUCUCUUCACCCAGAAUCCCAUCGCCAGCUACACCAUGUCGACAGAAACACAGUCCCUCCCGACCAGGGAGAGCACAGCAACUCUUACAAGAACCAUCUCAGAGACACAGACAUCUGAUAACACAACCGCCCAGGUCUACACCCGGAAUCCAUCUUGCGACAGCACAAUGUACGACGAAUUUCCUGAAGUGGUGGAUACCAAGAGGGUAGAGCAGCAGGAGGAGGACAAUGUCCCGGCAUUGCCUCAGAAGAGUGCCCUGAGGGCUUCAAGGUUGCUUGACAGCUUGGUUCAGCUCAAGAUGAGUGGGACGGUUGAGACUGCCGAGUUGGAAAAGCCGUCUCCACUCGGCGACGUCUAUCUCUCUUCUGAGGAGGAUGCUUCCUCAGACACCGACAGCCUAUCCGGCUACGAGUCCAGCAACGAGAAGGAAGCCUCUACCGCCACACCGACAUCCCGACGAGGUAGCCGUGAAGACACUGCGCGUGUUGUUUCGGUUAUCUUUUCUGGCAGGCCCUCGAUCGUCGACCUCACCACCCUCAGGAGGGGUUCCGCAGCGCCGAGCCUAGGCCACAUGAGGAAGCGGUCAAGCACAGUGUCCUGCAACAUCCCCAUCGAGCGGACGAUCACACCAGCCAGCCCCAUGUCAGCUUUUGCCCUUCCCGAAAGGAAGAGCAGUCUUCCCAUCGAUAUGAUGCCCAUGAGGAAGCCUCAGUUUCUCAACGUUGACCCGUUCGCAAACGGCAGCUCCUACUCGCUGGAUGUUCCCAGAGCCGAUACUCCAGAGGAGGCAACAAGCCCGGCGAGAUCACCGAGGACACCAACCAUGAUUCUGUUGAAGGGGGUUACGAGGACCUUCAGCCUCGUCAGGAAGAGGAGCCGUCCGGCGCUGGCGAGCCCCCAGCCACCAUCGGAGCACACCACACCGCCUCCCUCAAGACACUCUAUGAAGCCACCACCGUCUCGCAGCAGCAUGAUGCCGCUCUCUGUGACCACUCCUCUUUCCGAGGAGACUCCCGAGCAGCUUAUCGUCCCGGGAUCCCCAGCAACCUCUGACAAGUCUUCGAGGAAGAAUUUCAGAAUGUCCUCGCCAUUUGGACCAUCCCCAUCACCACAGUUCCCAUCACUGCCUGAGGACGCUUCGCCCGUCUCUCCUCUUUCUCCCACCAGUGUCCCGAGGAGGGGACUCCUCAGCGGGUUUGCGGCAAGGCGCAAGAGCAUCAAGUUUACGGGGAGGAUCAACAUCGCAUAAAGCGACGAAGCAGCAUGUACCAACCAGACUCUGAUAUUUUUCACGGCAUAUUGCAAGCAUGGCGAUUUGAAGCUUGGGGAGCGGGCACAAUCCGCAGCAUCGCAUACAACAGGAGACGGGGUUUAAUUGGGAGACCUUGAUACGGAAAAGAGACGCAGACGGGAAUGACUUAGACACACAACACACACACAUUGACGGAGCAGAGGGGAGGAAUUUCUCAUGGCUGCGCGCAAGCAUGUUUCAGCACAGCAGGCCGGCGGUCU